This is a messenger RNA of Musca vetustissima, 945 nucleotides long. RefSeq names its product sex peptide receptor (gene SPR). The record is from RefSeq and is a predicted model, not a curated record. Gene Ontology annotation, molecular function: G protein-coupled peptide receptor activity. Bases 1 to 849 code for a protein of 282 amino acids. Gene Ontology annotation, cellular component: membrane. The transcript is spliced from 2 exons. NCBI's taxonomy places the organism in Eukaryota, Metazoa, Arthropoda, Insecta, Diptera, Muscidae. Gene Ontology annotation, biological process: G protein-coupled receptor signaling pathway.
AUGACCAUUGUUCAACAACAUUUUCUUUGCUUUCAUUCAUUCCUACCAUCGUUCUUUAUUUUUCAGAUAAUGCCAGCAAUGUGUCACACAGCAUCAAUUUGGCUGACAUUGGCGUUGGCCGUACAAAGAUAUAUUUACGUAUGCCAUGCGCCCAUGGCACGAACAUGGUGUACAAUGCCUCGAGUCAAACGAUUUACCAUUUAUAUAACAUUAGCUGCCUUCCUGCAUCAAAGUACACGGAUUUUUGAUCGCAGCUAUCAAGCUCUAACAAUCGAAUGGAAUGGAGAAAUGGUGGAGGUUUGUCACGUCGACAAUGCCCGAUGGGUGCAAGAGUUUGUCGGCGAAGAUCUCUACUAUACGUUCUUCUUCCUCUUUCGCGUUUUAUUCGUCCAUUUGUUACCCUGUAUAAUAUUGGUUACCCUAAACAUCUUACUGUUUCGGGCGUUGCGUAAGGCCCAGGAGCGACGAAAACUGCUAAUCAGUGAAAAUCGCAAAAAGGAAUGUAAAAAAUUGCGAGAAAGCAAUUGUACCACGCUCAUGUUAAUUGUGGUAGUCACCGUGUUCCUUAUCGUCGAAAUACCCAUAGCUGUGGUGACGGCCAUGCACAUUGUCUCAUCGCUGACCAAUAAUUUUUUGGACUAUGAAGUGGCAAAUAUUUUUAUUACGUUUACGAAUUUCUUUUUGGUUGUCAGCUAUCCGAUUAAUUUCGGUAUAUACUGUGGUAUGUCGCGACAAUUUCGUGAAACAUUCAAAGAGAUCUUCCUGGGGCGUAUGGUGGAGCCACAUUCACGCUACUCAAUUGUUAAUGGACCACGCACAUGUUCCAAUACCAAUGAAACUGUCCUCUAGUAAAGGUUUCUCCUAAUGCCGUUUCGCAAAAGUUGGCAACGACGGAGACGGCAUUCCAGCUACUGCAGCAGUGUUACGGAAAUUGCAGUGGGCGGU